GCCCUUCUUCCGGGAGCGAGGAUGCAGACUCUAGAACUGCUGCUGCUGGGCUGAGGCGGAGGCAGGGGAGUUGCAAGGCACGCGCGGCUAGUGUGUCUCCUGAUCCCCGAGAGGCGGGGGGAGGUGGAGGGCCAGGAGGCGGAGGAGGAGGGAGAGAAUGCCUGGAGCUGCUGCUGCCGCCGAGAUGCUCCCGGCUCAGGAGGCUGCUAAGCUGUACCACACCAACUAUGUGCGGAACUCGCGAGCUAUCGGCGUGCUUUGGGCCAUCUUCACCAUCUGCUUUGCCAUCGUUAACGUAGUGUGCUUCAUUCAGCCCUACUGGAUCGGCGACGGUGUGGACACCCCGCAAGCCGGUUAUUUCGGGCUCUUCCACUACUGCAUCGGCAACGGCUUCUCCCGGGAGCUGACCUGCAGGGGCAGCUUCACGGACUUCUCCACGCUGCCUUCAGGCGCCUUCAAAGCCGCCUCGUUCUUCAUUGGCCUCUCCAUGAUGCUCAUCAUCGCCUGCAUCCUUUGCUUUACCCUCUUCUUCUUCUGCAACACAGCCACCGUGUACAAGAUCUGUGCCUGGAUGCAGCUCACCUCUGCUGCCUGCCUUGUGCUUGGCUGUAUGAUUUUCCCUGAUGGCUGGGAUUCCGAUGAAGUAAAACGGAUGUGUGGAGAAAAGACAGACAAGUACACUCUUGGGGCCUGCUCUGUCCGCUGGGCGUACAUCCUGGCCAUCAUUGGAAUACUGGAUGCCCUGAUCCUCUCAUUUCUCGCAUUUGUGCUUGGGAACCGACAAGACAGCUUGAUGGCAGAGGAACUGAAGGCAGAAAACAAAGUUCUGCUAAGCCAAUAUUCUCUAGAAUGAGCACAAAAGAAGUCAAACAAUAGCUAAACAAACAGCUUUGUCCAUCAACAUCAAGAAGGAAGACACUUGGGAAAGAUCAGAGUCCAGAGAUGUAUAUGCACAAACGUGAAACAGCCACUCGUCAAAGCAACUUCUGACUCUACAUCUGCAGAGCUUUGAGUGAUUUUCUGGGAGG
This is a messenger RNA of Phodopus roborovskii (desert hamster), 1028 nucleotides long. It is a transcript of the gene Lhfpl3, whose product is annotated as LHFPL tetraspan subfamily member 3. Gene Ontology annotation, biological process: sensory perception of sound. The coding region runs from base 158 to 853 and encodes 231 amino acids. Gene Ontology annotation, cellular component: plasma membrane. The transcript is spliced from 3 exons. The record is from RefSeq and is a predicted model, not a curated record. NCBI's taxonomy places the organism in Eukaryota, Metazoa, Chordata, Mammalia, Rodentia, Cricetidae.